Penicillium alfredii is the source of this 1059-nucleotide messenger RNA. RefSeq names its product transcription factor SUA7. Gene Ontology annotation, biological process: transcription preinitiation complex assembly; transcription initiation at RNA polymerase II promoter. The coding region runs from base 1 to 1059 and encodes 352 amino acids. Gene Ontology annotation, cellular component: transcription preinitiation complex; nucleus. Lineage: Eukaryota; Fungi; Ascomycota; Eurotiomycetes; Eurotiales; Aspergillaceae. The transcript has a single exon. The record is from RefSeq and is a predicted model, not a curated record. Gene Ontology annotation, molecular function: TBP-class protein binding; RNA polymerase II general transcription initiation factor activity.
AUGGCGGCUAUGCCUCCUGUAGCAAGAGGUGACGCCGCGGCGGCUCCCUGGAAGAAGAACCUCUCUGCCCACCUCCUUUGCCCUGAAUGCAAGGAGGUUCCGCCCAACCUAGAGUUCCCCGACUCCCACGAGACGGUCUGCGGCUCUUGUGGCCUCGUGCUGGCCGAUCGGGAAAUUGACCUGCACUCGGAAUGGCGAACGUUUUCCAACGACGACCAGAAUAAUGACGAUCCGUCCCGUGUCGGAGAUGCUAUGAAUCCAUUGCUCAACGGCGACCAGCUGGAGACCUCGAUUGCAAGUGGGGGUUCCGGUCGGGCCCGCGAUCUGUAUCGGGCCCAGAACAAACAGUCCAACGAGAAAGCGAACAAGGCGCUUCUGGCAGCAUACAAAGAGAUCGGUGCCCUGUGCGAUGGUUUCAACAUUCAGAAGAAUGUGGCCGACACCGCCAAGUAUCUGUUCAAGGUCGUGGACGAUGCCAAGGCCUUCAAGGGCAAGUCCCAGGAUGUGAUCAUCGCCGGAUGCAUUUUCAUUGCAUGCCGGCAGUGCAAGGUCCCGCGCACUUUCAGCGAAAUCUUCGCCGUGACCAAGGUCACGCGAAAGGAGAUCGGCCGCAUCUACAAGGCACUAGAGAAGUUCUUCACCGCGCAGAACGUCGAGCGCAACAACGCCGUGGUGUCGAAUGGCGGUGUGCCUGAUCCCAAUGAUACUUACACUGCCACUACCUCGACCAAGCCCAGUGAUCUGUGCAACCGUUUCUGCAACCUCCUCGAUUUGCCGUACCAGGUCACCAGUGUGUCGUCUGCACUCUCGGAUCGGGUUACCACUAUGGGCGAUUUGGCCGGACGUUCUCCAUUAUCUAUCGUCGCGGCCUGCAUCUACAUGGCGUCCUACCUGAUGGGCCACGGCAAGUCCGCCAAGGAGAUCUCCCUGGUGGUGCAUGUCAGCGACGGAACCAUCCGCGGCGCCUACAAGCAGCUUUACGCCGAGCGUGAGCGUCUGAUUGACCCGGAGUGGAUCAAAGACGGCAAGGGAGACCUGGCCAAGCUGCCGGCCAGUUGA